Molecule: messenger RNA, 2358 nt
Organism: Maylandia zebra (zebra mbuna)
Lineage: Eukaryota; Metazoa; Chordata; Actinopteri; Cichliformes; Cichlidae
Product: L-amino-acid oxidase-like
Biological process (GO): amino acid catabolic process
Molecular function (GO): L-amino-acid oxidase activity
Source: RefSeq, a predicted model, not a curated record
GGAGACACGAGUUACAUCGGAUUAGCAAGUUCUUUUAAACGAUAUAAGGAAAACCAUUGAGCAAAGUGAGAUGAAGCCACAAUUUGCCAAGUGGAAAUUUUUCCAUUCAUUUGCCAUCAGUGUGCUGCUGUUGGCUUUGUAUCCCACUGCUGCUGUUGCCAGCAUGAAUGAAGAGCUGGCUAAAUGUCUGGAAGAUGACGAUAAUUAUCAGCUCAUGGACACAGUGAAGACUGGCCUUCCUCAGAUCAAGAAGUCUCAUCAUGUUAUUAUUGUUGGGGCUGGGAUCGCUGGGCUGACGGCUGCCAAGCUAUUGGAAGGUGCAGGACACAAGGUAACCAUCAUAGAAGCUAGUCCUCGUGUGGGAGGAAGGGUGGAGACCUACAGGGAUGAAGAAAAUGGCUGGUAUGCUGAUUUGGGUGCAAUGAGGAUACCGAGUAACCACCAGAUCAUCCGCUGGUACAUCAAAGAAAUGGGGCUCAAGCUGAAUCCAUUCAUCAUGUAUGACUCCAACACUUUUUACUUGGUUAAUGAACGGAACAGGACGAGGACAUACGCAGUGACAGCAAACCCCGACAUCCUGAAUUAUAAACUGCCAGAGAGGGAGAGGGGGAAAUCAGCUGACGAACUGUUGUGGCAGGCUUUGCAGAAGGUGAGAGACGAAAUUAAAGCCCAUGGAUGCAAAGCUGCAUUUAAGAAAUAUGACCAUUAUUCAGUAAAGGAGUACCUGAAAGAGGAAGGUGGUUUAAGUCCAGAGGCAGUGGUUAUGAUUGCAGAGUUACUGAAUGAACAGAGCAUGAUGCAUCUGGCUCUGACUGAGAUGCUCUACGUCGAGAAUGAUGUCAGCGAUAGCACAACGUAUGAUGAAAUAACUGGUGGGACAGAUCUCCUCCCCAAAGCUUUUCUCUCUUUCAUUAAUGGCCCCAUCCUCUUCAACUCCAAAGUCAAAUUCAUCAGCCAGUCAAUUGAGGGUGUAACUGUGUCAUAUAGAAGAAAGGGCGAGUCAGCUUUGACAGACAUUACUGGUGAUGCCGUCUUAGUAACAACCACAGCCAAAGCUGCCCUCUUCCUGGAUUUCAACCCACCUCUCUCCAUCCCAAAAAUGGAGGCAUUGCGGGCUGUCCACUAUGAAUGCUCCACUAAAAUCAUCCUCACCUUCAAGAGGAAGUUCUGGGUGGACGAUGGCAUCCAUGGAGGAAAGAGUAUCACAGACCGGCCCUCUCGUUACAUCUACUACCCCAGCCACAGUUUCCCAAGAAAUCAAACAAUUGGUGUCCUCUUGGCUUCCUACACCUGGGCUGAUGACGCCCAGUUUUUACAAGGUGCGACCGAUGAAGACCUUAAAGAGCUAGCAUUAAGAGAUUUAGCAAAGAUUCAUGGUGAGCAGGUGUGGGACCUCUGCAUUGGGGUGGUGGUGAAAAGGUGGGGCAUUGAUCCAUACAGCUUGGGUGGCUUUGCGUUCUUCGCGCCAUACCAACACAUAGAGUACGCAAAGGAGCUCUUCAGAAGUGAAGGUAGGGUCCACUUUGCUGGGGAGCACACAGCUUUCCCUCAUGCUUGGAUUGAGACAUCUAUGAAAUCAGCUAUUAGAGCAGCUAAAAACAUCAACAACGCUGCACACGAGGAGUUGGCUAGAAAUCAAGAGCUCUGAAAUGUCAAAUAUGUACUCUAGGCCAAAAAGUUUUACUGAAGUAAUAUAUAACCAUUUUGUGAUAGGGUAUUUUAUUUGACAAAUGUCAAAAAGAAGAAGCUGUUUCUAAAAGGUUUUUAUUUACAGUUCUAAAUGUUGUUAAAUAGUAUUCACCCUGUUUCCAGAACAGUAAAUACUGGGUUAUGUUGCAUUUUUGUUACCGGUUGUCUGAAAUCACGUCAGACAUUUUUUACAAUUCUUAAUAAAAUUAUCCUAUUUAAAGUUAUGUUUUAUGAUAAUUUUAGUCCAUGUCUGUCCAAUUCUGUCCAGAAAUCUUGAGAAGGGGCUCAUUGAAUCCCUUCUUUUAAAGAAAAAGUCCCAACUGUGCAACCUGUAGUACUAGUAGCACUACUCUCUAGUGUUUUCUUUGCAGUUACAUAAGUUUAUAUUGACAUUUCAAGGCAGAGCUAACACUAUUUAAUACUUUCAAUUUAAAUGCACAAUACUUUAUUUAAACCCACGGGGCAAUUAAGAAGUGUGUGUGUUUUGUUUUUUUAAAUCAUUGGAACCAAGCUGUUAAAGUGUGUGAUUUAUAGCAGAGGUUCCCAAUCCCCGGGCCAUGUACCAGUACCGGUUCGUGAGUGGUUUUGUUCAGGGUGGCGAGAGUUGAGGCUGGGGUGUGAAAUGUAUGGUUUUCAGGGUUUUUAUCAUUUUUUAGCGUUGUUUUGUUA